This is a messenger RNA of Scomber japonicus (chub mackerel), 1644 nucleotides long. RefSeq names its product 2-oxoglutarate and iron-dependent oxygenase domain containing 1 (gene ogfod1). Gene Ontology annotation, biological process: peptidyl-proline hydroxylation; regulation of translational termination. NCBI's taxonomy places the organism in Eukaryota, Metazoa, Chordata, Actinopteri, Scombriformes, Scombridae. Gene Ontology annotation, molecular function: iron ion binding; peptidyl-proline dioxygenase activity; L-ascorbic acid binding. The transcript is spliced from 13 exons. The record is from RefSeq and is a predicted model, not a curated record. Bases 39 to 1631 code for a protein of 530 amino acids. Gene Ontology annotation, cellular component: cytoplasm.
UGGUGUAAGUGCUGUCAGAGCUCUUCAGAAACUCUGCCAUGAGCUCAAAACGACAACAUGUCGAGUGUGUUAACACAAAGGAGAAGAAGAAGAAGAAAAAGACGAGUGAAGAAACAGCACAUCUGUCUGCAGCUGUGGAGGAUGAGGAGGUGAAGAGCGCAGUGAAGGAGGCGUGGAGCCGUAAGACGCACUACAGCCAUGGUGAUGUGGAGUUGGACUGCCAUCCUUUCCCUCACUGCAUCAUCAAGAACUUCAUCCGCAACGAGACCUUUGUAGAGAACCUGCAGAGAGAGCUGAUGGGGCUCAACUUCCACGAGAAGUCCAACGAUCUUUACAAAUUCAAACAGUCAGAUGAUUUGAAGAAGAGGACAGAUCCACACAUUACAGGCCUGAGAUCCGCACUGUUUGGGCGUUUCCGUUCCUGGCUUGGGGAGGUGUUGGACGUAGAACUGGAGCCCACAGUGGAUAUUUCUUGUGCCAGAUAUGAAUAUACAGAUGUUCUCUUGUGUCAUGAUGAUGAAUUGGAGGGGAGGCGCGUCGCUUUCAUUCUGUAUCUUGUGCCUCCAUGGCAGAGCAGUGAUGGGGGAACCCUGGACCUUUACUCAACAAACAGUGAUUUCCAGCCCCAGAGCAUAGUGAAGUCUCUCGUACCCUCUUGGAACACGCUUCUCCUCUUCGAAGUUUCUCCCGUCUCCUUUCAUCAAGUGUCUGAGGUUUUGUCACAGGACAAGUGUCGUCUGUCCAUGAGUGGCUGGUUCCACGGGCCGUCUUUAGAACGUCCUCCGCGUCAUAUAGAGCCCCCCAUUCCACGGAACCCGCACUUACCGAGAGACGAGACAUUGCUGCUGGAGUGGGUCAACCCUGUCUACCUGGAUAUUUCCUAUCAGGAGCAGAUUCAGGAGGAGUUUGAGGACAGCUCUGAAAUUCAGCUCAAAGAUUUUCUCAAGGAGGAGAAAUUCAAGCAGGUGAGCGAGGCACUACGACGUACUGAGAUUCAGUGGAUGAGGAGAGGUCCAGCCAAUAAGAGAUACUACGAUGUGGCUUCUCUUGAGACCUGGCCUCAGUGCGUGAGUGCAUGUUGGGAGCUGCUUCAUUCAGAGGCUUUCUUCCUGCUUCUCUCCAACUUCACGGGCCUUCGAUUACACUACCUGUGUCCUGCUGACGAUGACGAUGAUGAUGAGAAUAAAGAUGAAAAAACAGAGAAAAAGGAGCAAGGCGAUGGAGAGGCCACAGGGUCUUCGACUGAAUCAAUAGCAGCAGCAGCAGCAGCAACAAAUAAAAGCAAAGACUCAGAGCUGAGUACACCUCAAUGUUGUGGUGAACUGCGUCGAUGGUCUCACGGCGGCUACACUUUAUUACAUGAUGGAGAAGCAGCGCGGGCAGAGUACGCUCUGGACCUUGUUUUGCCUUUCGGCUGUGCAGACUGGCAGUCAGAGUUUGGAGGCUACACGUGUUAUGUUGCUAAUGAAGAGGAUGAGGAACUGCUGACAGUAUAUCCAGAGGAUAACUCGCUCGCCUUGGUCUACAGAGACAAGGAAACCCUCAAAUUUGUCAAACAUGUCAACCACAAAAGCUGCUGUGAUUCUGCUAGCAGAGAAUUUUAUGACUUCUCUUUUGUGUAUUAUGAAUAAAUAUGUACACAUA